Messenger RNA from Anopheles maculipalpis, 2727 nucleotides. RefSeq names its product ETS-like protein pointed (gene pnt). Lineage: Eukaryota; Metazoa; Arthropoda; Insecta; Diptera; Culicidae. Gene Ontology annotation, cellular component: nucleus. Gene Ontology annotation, molecular function: sequence-specific DNA binding; DNA-binding transcription factor activity, RNA polymerase II-specific. The transcript has 11 exons. The record is from RefSeq and is a predicted model, not a curated record. Bases 64 to 2706 code for a protein of 880 amino acids. Gene Ontology annotation, biological process: regulation of transcription by RNA polymerase II; cell differentiation.
GAGAAGUUUCGAUAUUUGAGAGCUUCAACCAGCGAAGAAACAAUCUUCUACUGGCGGGGGCAGAUGCAAGAAAUGGAAACGGACUUGGCGUAUGAGGUAUUGGCGGACUAUUCGCUGCAAGAGACCCCUUUCUACGAGGCCCCGACACCGUCAGGAAGUGUCAACCUGUAUCCUCCGCCUAACGAGACACAGUCACAAUCUACCGUGCUGCAGUCCCGCAAUAUCGGCAAUAUUGGCCGUCGCUACGAUUCGGCGUAUGAUCUUUCGCUGACUACCUCUAUGCUGAGCGGCAAAAUGCAACUUAUGAAUACCAGUAGUUCCACCGGAUCGGGAACAAACGUUGGUGCCACAGCGCUUCAUGGUGGAAUGCAUCACACGGCGGGUAGUCAUCAAACAAUUCAACAGAAUCAACAUCAGGCCGGUAUAGCACUGGUUCCGAUCGGUGUGUCUAACCUCAGCUCAGGAUCGUCGCUCACGUCGUCCAUCAGCAGUGGAAACAGUGGUGGAACCAUGAUCCGACCGAAGAAAAUGAAGAAAUCCGUCAGUUUCCUACCGACUUUCGUGCAGGGCUACGAUGGAGACUCGGGUCCAAUACAACUCAAACAGGAGCCGUUGGAUGAUGGACCUAUACGAAACAUACAGAAGGUGCCGAGCCUGUCCGAUCUGUCCGACCCCGAAGCAUCACUUGAUGUACCGACGCAGAUGCCACCAUUGACGCCUGGAACGAACAAGAAAUUAACUGAAGUCCUAUACGCAUCUUUCGCUUCCUGGGAGAAGGAAGUACAGACGUUCAAAAUUACCAAAGAUCCUCGGCAAUGGACAGCGGAACAUGUGCUAAUUUGGUUGAAUUGGUCGAUCAAAGAGUUCUCCCUGGAAGGUGUCAACAAGGAACCGUUCCAAAAGAUGAGUGGCCGCGACAUUGUUGGACUAGGUCGCGAAGGAUUUCUUGCAAUUGCUCCACCAUUCACCGGUGAUAUUUUGUGGGAACAUUUGGAGAUACUACAAAAAGAUUGCGAAAAGGCGCUACUAGAUCACGGUUCCUCUGUCGGCGGCGGUGUGUACGAUGCGUCCUGCGGGCAGACGGGAGGCGGUGUUGGCGUUAACGAACUCAAUGACUACAACAGUACCCUCCAGCGGUUAAGUGGCCAGCAGCAGCAGCAGCAGCAAGAAUUCGGGAGAGGCAAUGGUUCGAGCAGCAAUAGCAACAACAGCAGCAAUACACCCGCAUCUACCUCCAGUACCACUCCUGGCACGACAACCCCGAACAGCAGCAGUACUACAAACACCAACAGCGGCGGCAAUGGAGGGUACGGAUCAGUACAUGACCGCAGUACAAGUGAUCGUUCACCGCCACCACCCCUAAUACCGUCUAGUGGAGGCAACGUCCCAAACGGUAACACGAACGGCAGCAGUAGUACAUCCUCCAUGACAUCCUACCUGUCAUCACUUGGGUCAAGGGGCCCGAUCAGUGGAGGUAACGGACCCGGGACAACGAGUUCCGUGUAUCAUCAGCAAUCUGGCAAUGGUGGUGCGAUGAAGGAAGAACAGGAGCCAAACAGUUUCAUCAACAUUGACGAUCUUCCGAACUAUGGCGUUGUACCAGCACAUUAUGACGAGCAAGAUCAAUACCAUUCACUCCCGGCACCGGAAACCCAACCGUCAUCGCAUGGAUACCUCGAAAACAGUCCCGAGUUUUACUCAGCCAUUCAGAUGGAGCAGAAGUAUAUGCCACCGCACUACAAAUCGGGCCCCUACACCAGUCGAGGAGGGCGAUACCAUCAGCCACACCACCACAGCAGUAGUUCCGGUAGUGGAGGUGGAGGAGGAGGUGGUGGAGGGUCUGGGAACCAACAUGCACAGCAACAACAGCACCACCAACAGCAUCCACAGCAGCAGCAGCAGCAACAGCAGCAGCAGCAACAGCAACAUCAGCAUCACCACCCUCACCAUCAUCCGCAUCAUCAUGCGCACCACCAUCCUGCCAGCCAUCAUCAGACAGCUCAUCACACGGACAGUGGCUAUCCGGAGUAUGGUUCACCGUACGACACACCUCCGUUCCAGACCGUGCCCAGUAAUACGACCUCGCCCCAGAGUUCGGCCGCAUCCGGCAACGGAGCUCCCGGUGGUCCUGGAGGUAACGGCAGUGGCAAUACCAACAACAACAAUAACAACAACAACGGAGAUUUACUCGGAGGCCACGUGGUCGAUCCGUGGAGCUUACACCAUCCCGGGCAACAUCCGCACUCUGGAGCACCGCAUCCCCUGCUAGACUUUCAGCAUCCAGCCUACAUGGGCACGACGAUGGGCUUCGACAAGACUAUGUUGGGCUCGUACGGGGCACAGGGCGGUGCACCGUGCUUUACCGGUAGCGGGCCAAUCCAGCUGUGGCAGUUUCUGUUGGAGCUGCUCACGGACAAAACCUGCCAGAGCUUUAUCUCCUGGACGGGAGAUGAGUGGGAAUUUAAGCUGACCGAUCCCGAUGAGGUCGCUCGGCGAUGGGGUGUCCGAAAGAACAAACCAAAAAUGAACUACGAAAAGUUAAGCCGUGGCCUCCGGUACUAUUACGAUAAGAACAUCAUACACAAAACGGCCGGCAAACGAUACGUGUAUCGAUUCGUAUGUGAUCUUCAAACACUGCUGGGCUACUCAGCGAAACAGGUGCACGAAAUGGUUGAUCUCAAGCCUGACAAAAAGGACGAUGAAUAGACUGGUGAAAAACAAGGCGGG